This is a messenger RNA of Heterostelium album PN500, 1944 nucleotides long. RefSeq names its product WD40 repeat-containing protein (gene agtA). Gene Ontology annotation, molecular function: ubiquitin binding. Lineage: Eukaryota; Evosea; Eumycetozoa; Acytosteliales; Acytosteliaceae. The record is from RefSeq and is a predicted model, not a curated record. Gene Ontology annotation, biological process: ubiquitin recycling; proteasome-mediated ubiquitin-dependent protein catabolic process. The transcript is spliced from 3 exons. Bases 1 to 1944 code for a protein of 647 amino acids. Gene Ontology annotation, cellular component: nucleus; cytoplasm.
AUGAGUGAUAAAGUAGUUUUAAUGUGUAAUUAUGGAUUCCGUGACAUUACGUUGAAUCUCAUAAAAAGUAUAGAGAAUCAGUACGAUCAGACUGACCAGUUCAAAAGCGAAUGGCACGAUAAGUUCAUGUUCUUUGCACUCGAUGAUCGAGCCAGUCAGUUUUUUCAAUCAAAAUCAAUAGAGGCGAUCAAUCUAUCCAAUAGAUCGGUUAUCAACAAGUGUUUCAAUCACUACAAGACAUUCAUUGGCUAUUGUAAUCAGUGCAAACGAUCGAUAUGUUCAGAUUGUCAUCCAGUUGGCCAGCAUACCGAUAUUCCCGACACCAACAAUCUUCAUCUAAGAGAUCAAUACAACAACGCAAUGAAUUCCAUUGCAAAAGAAGCAGUAGAACGUCCUAUGACAAGUGUAAAUGAUAUGAUGUCGAUGUUUGGUGGUUCAGCAGGUGGUAGCGGUAACACUAUUGCGUCUAAUGACACUGUAUAUGGUGAAGAAGCAGAAUCCUAUGGUAAUGUUGGAUUCCGUGCUAUCUGCAACGAGAAACCGUUGGUCGUACUGGAUGUUCUUAAACGUGGAUAUAAUGUGCUGUGGACAGACACCGAUAUCGUUUGGCUUGGUGAACCUUUCGCUGCAUUCAAGCACGCCACUCAAGAAUCCGGUAUCGACUACGACAGUUUGGACUUGAUUGUUCAACAGGAUGACGAUGACAUCUGUGCUGGAUUCUAUUAUAUCCGAUCGAAUGAAGUCACUAUCAAGUAUAUGGAGACGGUCAUUGCUUUCUUGAAUCCGAUUGUCGAUGAUCAGAUUUCAAUGAGAAAGUUCCUAAAGGAGCAUGCCAUUCAAAUCACCAAAAACAACAACAAUAGUAGUGGUGUCGACACUCCAAGUGGUAAUAAAUUAAGAUACUUCAGAUUGCCAAGAACAACAUUUCCAAAUGGUACAGCUUAUUUCAAUUUGAAGAUACCACAGAGAAACAAUGUUAAGCCAGUUAUAGUACAUAACAACUGUAUCAUAGGUCAUAGAAGUAAGAGAGAGAGAUUCAUUGAAUAUAAUCUAUGGUUCAUAGAUGAUAAUAAAGAGUUAAAUAUAACAACUACAACUGCAACAACUCCAACAACUAAGCCAAAGAUAGCUGCAACAGGAUUGUUUAAAGCACAUUUUGAUGUGAUUACAUCCAUCACCAAAGAUGAAAAAAACAACUUACUCUACACUGCAAGUCUCGAUAAAUCUGUAAAACAAUGGGAUUGUAACAAUGGCAACAAGCUGUUGAAAUCAAAGUAUGUUCAUAAGCGAGGUUCUAUCUGGGGAAUGUAUGUAAAUCCAUCACAUUCCGCCAAUAGCACUGCAAUACCAACAUCAAACAAUGCUAGAGAUAAUAUUGUAUUGAUAACGGCAUCACAUGAUAAGACAGUUCAAUGUUGGGAUAAAGAUAUGAAUUCGAUUCAGACUCACGGUGGACAUUAUGGUAUCAUCAAUGGUCUGUUGGUGAUUAACAACGAUCUUCUCGUUACUUGGUCCGACGAUAGAACUAUCAGAGUUGCAUCGGUAAAGGAUACAGACUACAAGAGAGUGUUUCUUGGUCAUACUGAACCAGUUAGCUCCGUUUGCUAUUUUAUGAAUCGAUUGUUCUCGGCAUCGUCAGACGGCACAAUCAGACAAUGGGAUUUCACAACUGGUCGUUGCACCAAUAUCAUUCAUUCUCAUCAAGGAUGGGUACGUUCCAUUGUUUACGAUAUAACAAAGAAUCAACUCAUAAGUGGUGGUAGCGAUGGUUCAAUUAAGUUUUGGAAUCUAAAUACGAGUGAAUGUACAAAAAUAAUCUACCCAAAUAUCGAUGAUUCAUCAAACAAUGUAUCAAUUUCACAGAUUAUAUUAGUCAAUAAUAUAUUGUAUGUUGCAUCAGAGAAUGGUUCAUUGAAGUCAUAUGAUAUAAAUGUAUGCAUAUGA